Molecule: messenger RNA, 1248 nt
Organism: Anopheles maculipalpis
Lineage: Eukaryota; Metazoa; Arthropoda; Insecta; Diptera; Culicidae
Product: odorant receptor 4-like
Exons: 7
Biological process (GO): sensory perception of smell; detection of chemical stimulus involved in sensory perception of smell
Cellular component (GO): plasma membrane
Molecular function (GO): odorant binding; olfactory receptor activity
Source: RefSeq, a predicted model, not a curated record
AAACCAUUCGCGUGUGAUAAACCAUCGAAACAACAUUGCCAGAUGCGCCUGACCUUUGAGGAAACGCUCAAAAACACCAACAUUAUGCUGCUGAUGAUGGGCAUUCCGCCCUGUGAGGAACCGUAUCCGGACGGUGUGUUGGCUGCGAUACGGCGAAAUGUGGCAUUUAUUGCUUCCUUUCUAUUGCUGGCCUACACGACGUUUGGUGAACUGAUCUACCUGCUGCAGAUGUUCGAACGAGAGGUGAAUUUUCUUGAGGUGACAUUUCAAGCGCCAUGCAUUGGAUACUGCAUCAUCGGUGUACUGAAGAUGAUAAUACUGGCCGGGAGACGAAACACCAUUGCUGAGCUGAUAGCAAUGUUUCGCACCAAGUGGAAGCAAGCGAUCAUUCAUGGCAAGCACUGGAAGGUGUGCGAGGACACAAUGAAACCAGCCAUCAGAGUCACGUCCGUAACGGCAAUGGUAAACGUGGUGAUGGGAAUAUCCUUCACCGUGCUACCGAUAGCGGAAAUGAUGUACCACCAUCACUACACCGGUAGCUGGAACCGACAGCUAGCCUUCAACAUCUGGUGGCCAUUCGAUGUGCUGUCGGGGGCCAAGUACUUCUGGUUCAUCUAUCCACUGUACGUGGUGAUUGGAUUUACGGGCAUAAUUAUUCAUAUGGCAUUCGAUUGUCUGUUCUGCAUACUGGCCGCCCAUUUGUGUAUGCAUUUUCGCAUCCUGCAGUACAAUCUCGCCCAUGCAGUGGUGGAAGAAGAAGAGCUGCAAGAGGUCAUUAAUUGCAGUAUUUCUCGUCUGCAGAGGGCGGUUGCUAGUCAUCAGGAUUUGAUUGAGUGUAGCGUAUUCAUGCAGAACGUGUUUGGUAAUGCGUUGUUUAUCAACUUCUUGGGUAGCUCCAUCAUUAUCUGCAUCCAGGCGUUUAUGAUCACGACUGUUAGUGGCUAUACCCUUGUUAAGUUUAUACUGUUUAUAUUAUGCUUUUUGAUCGAGCUACUGAUGCUGUGUGCUUACGGUGAAGACAUUGUGCAAUCGAGUGAAGCAAUAACAAACGCAGCUUACGGUUGUCAAUGGUACGAGGAGUCAAAACCAUUUCACCAAACUGUGCUACAAAUCAUACACCGAAGCCAACAACCCGUUCUGUUGACUGCCUGGAAAAUCUGGCCAAUUCAAAUGAGUACUUUUAGUAGGAUUUUGCAGGCUUCCUGGUCUUAUUUUACUCUGCUGAAGACGGUUUACGGGAACAGUUAA